UUUUUUUUGUUUGUUUGAGUUUUCUUGUGUGCGAGUGAGUGUCGUCGGAAUUUGUAGAUCUCAAUAAAAACAAGAAAUAAACAAGUUUUGUGUUGAUAGUUUACCGUAAACGAUAUCAAUAUAGUUUUUAAUACCUUUACUUUUAGUGGUUUAACUCUAAGUAUAAACUAAGCAGUGGUUUAUCUAUGUUUUAGUGUUUAAAUUAAGUGACAAUUGAAAAAUUCAAGUGACUCCUUGAAAUAAUUAAUAAGCAACAAGUCGAGUGUAGUUUUAUGUAAAUAGUGAAUCAUUACAAACCCACAAGGAUUACCAUUGCAUGAGGAUUUCCAUUCGUUACUGAAUUCCACACACCCAUUAUUGUGCCGCUACAAACGACAUAGUUAUGGAGCCGUGUUAGCACGGAGCCGGCGAGAUGUGGUGUUACGUCGGUCUACUGGGCCUGCUGGCCACCGCCCAUGCCCUGCUGCUGCUGGAAGGACCCAAUGUCUGCACGAGACAGAUACCAUUCACGACAACAAUCCGCGUCUCCGAGCAGCAACCCUACCAAGUGAAGGAGUACACCUGGUGCUUCAACUUCCCCCCUCGCUGUUCCAAGUACAAGAUCAAGUUCCGCCAAGUCUUCAAGACACAGACUCUGGUGAAACACAGACCGGUAGAAGAGUGCUGUGCUGGAUACGCUCCGGAUACUAAAGGGGAGCAAUGCUUGCCUGUGUGCGUGGAUAAAUGCGUGCACGGGAAAUGUGUAGCGCCAAAUACGUGUGCGUGCGAGCACGGGUAUGGAGGACCCGCGUGCGAUAUCUCCUGCCCAGACGGCAAAUGGGGCCGGGAGUGCCAGCACGAGUGCCGCUGCCUCAAUGGCGGCACCUGCGAACCUCUCACCGGCGAAUGCGCGUGCGCGCCCGGCUGGCGCGGCGACGCGUGCGAACGUUCGUGCUCGCCACGAACGUUCGGGGACAAUUGUGACCAGACGUGCCAGUGUCGGAAUAAUGCGACGUGCGACCCGUUUAGUGGCGCUUGUGAUUGUGUGGCCGGGUUUACUGGCGCUUUAUGCGAGGAGCCUUGCCCGGACGGGGGCGCGUGUCCGCAGCUGUGCCGGUGUCAGAACGGGGGCAAGUGCAACCUGAUUACUGGGGAAUGCAUGUGUACCGCCGGCUGGACCGGGGAAGUUUGUGCUAAUAGAUGCGGCUCAGGGCGAUGGGGCGAGCGAUGUGAGAACACGUGUCAAUGUGCCAACGGAGCCGGCUGCCAUCACGUCACCGGGAAAUGCCAGUGUGAACCUGGGUUUACUGGCGAAAAGUGCCUAGACACCUGCCCGAUCGGCACGUACGGCGUGGAAUGUGCCUCCAAAUGCACAUGCGAACACGGAGGCGAGUGCUCUCCUAACAACGGCUCCUGCACCUGCAAGCCUGGGUGGAAGGGAGACAACUGCAGUCUCAGAGCUUGUCCCGAUGGGAAGUGGGGCCCGGCCUGCCAGAAGGACUGCGAAUGUGAUCCGGAUACUACUGACAUGUGCGACCCGUGGUCGGGCGAGUGCGACUGCGCAGCGGGCUGGGGCGGCGCGGCGUGCGAGCGGCAGUGCCCGCUGCUCACGUACGGCAAACACUGCCAGUCCGCCUGCCGCUGCGAGAACAACGGCCACUGCUCGCCGGCCAACGGUUCCUGCCUCUGCGCCCCCGGCUACCGAGGCUCCCGAUGCGAACAAUCCUGCCCCCCCGGAGUGUACGGAGACAACUGUGCGGAUACAUGCGAGUGCGCCAACAACGCGACCUGCUCGCACGAGACCGGCCAGUGCGACUGUCCCCCCGGAUUCGAUGGUAUGAAGUGCGACCGACCCUGCGACGGCAAGAGGUUUGGCCUGAAAUGUCAACAACGAUGCGACUGUGAGAAUAAUGCGCCCUGCAACCCUGUUAAUGGUGAAUGCGUCUGCCCACAAGGCUUCACGGGCAAGCGGUGUGAACAGAAAUGCCCAAUAGGCUACUACGGGCAGAACUGUGCUUUCGCUUGCAACUGCAGCGAACAUGCAGUCACGUGUCAUCAUAUAACUGGACACUGCAUCUGUGAAGGAAACUGGAGAGGCGUCCAAUGCGAGACCACCUGCGCCGACGGCACCUACGGCUCCAACUGCUCGGAACGCUGCCCGUGCGUGAACAACAGCAGCUGCGACGCCGCCAGCGGGCGCUGCGCCUGCGCGGCCGGCUGGCGGGGCGCGCGCUGCGACCUGCCCUGCCCGCCCGGCUCCUACGGCCGGGACUGUGCGCAGCGCUGUUAUACUACAGACAACUCAACCGCGUGCGACCCAGUAACCGGUGCCUACACGUGCCCCUCCGGGUUCACGGGGGCACGCUGCGAGUACCCGUGCCCCCUGGGGACCUACGGGAUGCACUGCGCCAGCCGCUGCGACUGCAGGAACGGCGCCGACUGCCAUCACGUCACAGGUGAAUGUCAAUGCGGCCCCGGCUGGCGUGGCCCCCGCUGCGCCCUAGCGUGCCAGGCGGGCUGGUGGGGCGCGGGCUGCUCGCAGCCGUGUCGCUGCGCGCCCACCGCCCAGUGCCGCCCUCACGACGGCUACUGCCGCUGCCAGCCUGGGUACACGGGGCACUAUUGUACACAAUUCUGCCCCGAAGGCUACUACGGCGACCACUGCAUGGAGGUCUGUUCAUGCCCGACCACGGGCAACUGGGCGUGCGACCCCGUGCAGGGCUGUGCCUGCCGCCGCGGGUACAUCGGCGAGGCCUGCGACGCCCGCGCCGCCGACGCCAUCGUUAUCGACCAGGCUAGAGGCUCAUCCAACACGGGCCUCACAGUGCUCAUGGUGCUCCUAGUUCUACUGGUCCUGGCGGGGGCGGCGCUACUGCUGCUGUACUACCGGCGGCGCGUGCGCAACCUGAAGCGGGAGAUUGCGCACGUGCACUACACGCACGAGCCUGAGAGGCAGCCAGACCAACACUUCGACAACCCGGUCUACUCGUUCCAAACGUCGGUCCGCGGGGACGAUUCCACUACUCUGCUGAACAACGCACACCAUAUACACAACAACUUGGGCGGGGGAAAGCUGACUAAUACUCAUGUGGAGAUGCUGAGAGCUAGGGCCAGUAGCUCGACUAAUUCUAGCGACACAUACGAUCCGCUAUCAUCGCUCAAGAACAAGGACGCGGACCUGACGAACCCGAACCUGUACCACUGCAUCGAGGAGGACAACAAGUUGGACCACGUCUACGACGAGAUCAAACAGAAGGAGGGAUUCGAAAUGGAAUACGACCACCUAAACUACACGCCGCCGGCCAACAAAUGGAAGCCGCACUACCAGCGGAUGACCAACGGCUUCACCUCCCCCCCCGCACAGCCCGUGCCCCUCCCGCGCAACGCCACUCCCACGCCCCCUAUACCGCCAUUGCCGAAACUAAAAGUCGAAGUGCCGAAGAUGACAGUAGAAGUGCCGAACAUGACAGAAGAAGUGCCCAAAGAGGAUACGGAUAGCGUAGACACAGCGCCGAUGUUGCCAGACGAUGAAACGCCGGCCCCAAUACCCCCUAAAAGGGAGGGCGUGGCCGAACCGAGUAGCAGUGAAGCGGAAUGACAUAUAGUGCAAUUUAGAAAUUAUGGUAAGAGAUAUCAUGAUUUUUUGUAGGAGUUUUAAGUUCAAAGCGCUUUUUCGCUAGUUGGGCGGAGGUAGCUUGUUCCUUGAUUUGUCGUACACAGGUUAGAAACUGGUAUUUUAAAUGUGAUGGGAGUAGGUCGCCGAUUGAAGAUGAUGAUGAUGGUCAGAGAACGUAUAAGCAAUAUAAUUUUAUAAUUUGGUAUUUUGUGUAUGCUUGUUGAAUUGAAAGAAGUUUUAAGAAUAAGCGUAGCUUCAAUAUUUUAGCAGCUUUAAUUUUGUUUAAGAAUACGAAUCAGAAAUAUAAAAGUUUGAUAUUCAAUUUAUUAACUCUCUAUUGUGUGUUGAGACAAUAUAAUAAUGUACCUAUUAUGGCAGGGCACCUUCUUUUUUUUGCAGCUUUGAUUCUUCUUACAAACUUUCAAGUCCUACCUGAAUACCUUUAGAUUACCUAAGUCGAAUAAUAUCCUAUAUGUACCUAUGUUAUGUAUGUAAAAUUAAAUAAAUAGGGUACCUAUGCAUGAGUGACAAUGAUAAUGAAUGUAUUCGUAAGUGAUCUCUUGUUCGUAAUGAAGUUUUUUUUUAUUUACUCAUUUAUUGUAUGUAAGUACCUAAUGUACUAGUAUCAUGCCAUAUCUUCACAGGUUGUGUCAGUAUUAGGUAUGCGUCUUUGUAACUGACGAACAUACUUCAUAUAAAUAAUAUUAAUGCAUUAUUUGUAUUGUAUUUCAUGCGCGUAUGUUCAAUACCAAAUAACUGCAGAAAAAAUAUAAAUUUACAUAAUUAUUAUUCAAUCAGCAUUGUAGAUAAAUAAUAUUUUAUCCUUGAAAUUUUAAUAAAAUUAAAACACAGAGUGUUAAAAAAGAGGUAGGCAAAUAGUCAGCUCAGAAUUUACACGACUUUACAAAAGUCGUAGAUCAAAAUUUAUUUACCACCCCCUCUAGCUAACUACACUACCCUUGCAACACCGUGUAUAAGUAAACGUCUACAUAUCGUUGUAAAAAAUUUGCAUUUUAUGCUUUUAAAUUUAAUCAUUAAUGUGGAUUCACUUGUUACAUUCCACAAAUUUCAUAUUUAUUAUUACGUUAACUUGUACCCGCAAUGUUCCAUUCUAAUUCUAGAUUAUUGUUGUAGAUCUUGGCUGAUAAAUUCUAUUUUAUAUUUUAUUUAUUGAUAACACUUUAUUUUACCUAAUUAAAAUUCUCACUUAUAAAUCUUUUAUUGUAAAUAAUUAGUAUUAAGCAAACGGAUUACAAAAAACAUAUUUUUAAACAUUUACAUUGUGAACUGAUUUAUAGCGAUUGAAUAAAUUCAUUUUAUGAAUUGUAUUUUUUUAAAUAGACUUUCAAUCGAAUGUGUUUUUUUGAAAUGUAAUAUUAAGGUGUACGGUCAGCUGCAUAAGUAGCUAUACACUUCUGAUCCUUGUCAAACUGGCGAACCGUGAAUGUUUCAAUGAAUUGAUAAGCGAGUUCCAGAGAUAUGUUUACUUGUCUAAGGCGGGUUCAGAUUGACAAGGUACAAAGUGUAUAGCUACAUAUGCAGCUGACUGUACGUUAGGUGUAUUUUUAAAUAUACGAAUGUAGGUAUUUUAGGUGCGAGUUAAGACCGAAAUCUUGCUCAAAAAGUGCCAAUUAUUUAGUGAAUAACAUCUUAGUAUUUAAUGCAGAAUCAUUAGAAAACACCGAAUACUCCCCCGUAUGAAAAUAACGAUACUUACAAAUAAUUUAUGUAGAUGUUUGUAAGAUAUAAAGUUCAUAAAGAGUGUAUUAAAUUUAAAAGAAAUGUAUUGAAUUCUGAUACCACGAGUUGUUGAAAAUCUUUUGUACUUCUAUGUUUGCACAGACCUAUUCAGUCACAAAUCUAGACCCAUUCAAUAUCCCCCGUGUCACGCGGAAAUCGCUCUUGUUUCCAGCACAUAAAGCUUAGCUAUAGCUGUAUUUUGGCCAUUCAACAUGUACAAACAAACUCAUGUAACUCAUGCGUGUAAGAAAUUACAAGAACAAAUUUCAAUAUUUGUUUUAACAAUAAAUAGUAAUUUAUGAAUCCACGCUUUUGUUCUUUUGUACGGGUAAUGCCCAUAUAAUUAAUAUUUAAAAACAAUGAACACUAGCUUUCCAAUUACGCAGUGGAUUUGGAAGUUUUAAUCGCGCACUCUUGUAAUCAAUUUUUUACGUGCAAAUAAAUCUUAAGUUUCGAUGUAGUGAUUUCCCUCUCUGAUUUUAGACUUCAGAAUUGAAUGCAUUUAUACUUACUGUUGGCUCUGUAGGAUGGGGCGAAUGGCACCCUGUCAUCUAGGAACAUUAUA
Molecule: messenger RNA, 5900 nt
Organism: Plutella xylostella (diamondback moth)
Lineage: Eukaryota; Metazoa; Arthropoda; Insecta; Lepidoptera; Plutellidae
Gene: drpr
Product: multiple EGF like domains draper
Molecular function (GO): protein binding
Source: RefSeq, a predicted model, not a curated record